AUGGCGUCAUAUCUUCUUUCUUCGGGACGGUUCCCUUCGGGGCAGUCGAUGGUGGAGGCGGCAUGGAUGCGGAGACGGCUCCUCGAGGAAUCCCCAAGAUGGCUGGUCCAAAAAGGAAAAAUGGAUGAAGCGAGAAGACUUCUUGUCAAAAUUCGAAAAAUCGAUCGUUUGUAUUCAGAAGAAUUCGAGAAAGAUCUGGAUGAAGUACUGAGAAUUGAAGCAGAGAAACAUGCAAAGAGUAACAAGAAAAAGAAGAAAUAUACGUUUAUUCAUCUGUUCUGCACAUGGAAAAUGAUGGCACAGACGCUUACUUUCAUCGUGGGAAUGUGA
Caenorhabditis remanei is the source of this 330-nucleotide messenger RNA. RefSeq lists its product as uncharacterized. Gene Ontology annotation, cellular component: membrane. Gene Ontology annotation, biological process: transmembrane transport. Bases 1 to 330 code for a protein of 109 amino acids. The transcript is spliced from 2 exons. The record is from RefSeq and is a predicted model, not a curated record. Lineage: Eukaryota; Metazoa; Nematoda; Chromadorea; Rhabditida; Rhabditidae. Gene Ontology annotation, molecular function: transmembrane transporter activity.